GCACAUCCAAGUUAAACUAACCCCCAAAAACCCCUCGAAUGUAAUCUCUCUGAUACUGGUAAAACAGAACUCAAGGCUGCAGGACAACAAGGUAGUGUGAUGCUGUCAGGGCCUGGGUUUUGCACUAUUUAUCCACCCCUAGGAAGCCCUGAUGCUUUAUUUUGGGUUGCAUAGUUUCUGUACCCACUGUUGAAGAGCCAGUCUAAUCUAAGAAUUAAGAGUGUCAAAGUCUUAGAAGACUUGACCAAGCUUUCAGUUUAACAAAUUACCUUGCUGGGUUGGAUAAUACAGUGGAUUAAGUCUCCUUAACAGUUCUCAGUGAAUUACUUGUCCUCACCUGCAGUAGAGGUACAACUGACUGCUAAAGUUAGAUUAAAUCCUGUAGCAGCUGUUGAGAUUUAGCGGAAUUAUCAAUUAGUUAGCAUUUCCUCUGUUAAUCUUAUUUCCUUGUUUGAUGUUAUUUAUUUAUUUAUUUGGUUCUAACAAUGCUAAUGUUGUUUAAUUCUGGUAAUGAUGAAAAAGUUAGUCACAAGAUUCUUUCCCAGUUCUUGAUUAUGAACUUGCCCCUAUAUCUCCAUAUAUUGUGUGGAUCCAGGAUCCUUCAGUUUUAAUUUUAAUAAAAAAUUUGUCACCUCCUGUGCUUGUAAACUUCCAUUGCAUAGAGUACUCUAAUCUCAAAAUUAGGCUUUUUGAAAAUAAAAGGUUAAACUAAGUAGAUAUUAAAUGGGAAGGUUUUUUUGUAAAAUGAGUGAAUGUAUUCAAGACGGUAUGAAACAUGAGGACUGAUGAAGUCUAGGAAGCCUUAGUGUUCAUUUUCAGUCAACCACUUUGCUAAUUGCUGAGUGAACUCUCUAUAUGGUUGGCGUUUAAUGAUUUGAGAAUGAAUCACAAUAAACUUUUAGGUUCAUCAUCAUUAAGUUAUCAAUCAUUAAAGAAUAUAGGAGAUGUUUUUUUCUUCUUUCUUGAGCCAGAAUACCUUCUUUUCAUGUAAUAUGUCCAUAUUUGCCAAACCCUGUGUUUAUAAAACAAACUUGUGUUUCUGCCAAGGUUAUAAUGAUGAUUGUACUAAACGGCUUCUCUUAUUAGUUUGCAGGCUGAAGUCAUCUGUCAGCUUUCUUACUCGACCAGAUCGACCAAAUAUUGCCUAUCAGAAACUUAAAGGGAGGAAUCCAGGGGUUAUUUUCCUUCCAGGCUUCAAUUCAAAUAUGAAUGGUCAGAAAGCAACUGCCCUUGAAGAUUUCUGCAAAUCCUUAGGCCAUGCCUUCGUCAGAUUUGACUAUACAGGAUGUGGAAGUUCAGAUGGUAAAUUUGAAGAGUGUACAAUUGGGAAGUGGAGAAAAGAUGUUCUGUCUAUAUUGGAUGAACUUACAGAAGGACCACAGAUUCUGGUGGGCUCCAGCAUGGGUGGAUGGCUGAUGCUUCAUGCAGCAAUAGCACGCCCAGAUAAAGUAGCUGCUCUGGUUGGAGUAGCUGUAGCAGCAGAUCAUGUUGUAACAUCUUUUAAGAGGCUUCCCAUUGAGGCACAAAAAGAAAUAGAAGAAAAGGGUGAAUGGAAAUAUCGAACAAAGCACAAUGAGGCAGGCUAUUACUCCUUGACCUACGACUUUAUCAGAGAAGCAGAAAACCACUGUGUGCUGAAUAGUCCUAUUCCUGUGACGUGUCCUGUACGCCUUAUCCAUGGCAUGGAGGAUGGGGAUGUCCCCUGGCAGAUCUCUAUGCAAGUUGCUGACCGUGUUUUGAGCAAGGACGUGGAUGUUAUCCUCCGCAAAAUCGGCCAGCAUCGGAUGAGUGACAAGGAGGAUACAAAGCUCCUUGUGAAUACUGUUGAUGAUCUCAUUGACAAGCUGUCAACAGUAGCAUAAGCUGAAGAGUAGCAUUAGUGCAUGAACUCUACACCUGACUCUUUUCCUUGAGUAACAGAAGCCUUGUUCUUACCCAGAUGGUGGCAGGCCUUUGACUGUCACAGUAGGAACUGAGCUUUAUCUGCUGUUUCCUUACCUCUGUUUCGUAAAUACAGGUAUUGUAUUAUUGCUGCAUUUGCACACAGUCCAAAGUGUGAAGGAGUGCUGCUACUGUGUUCAGAACCUCUCCUUCACCACUCUAACCAUUUUUUUCACAAAUUUCCUACAGUUUUGUACUGACAUGUUGAUUAUUUUUUGUUACUAUUGGGCUGCACAGUAAAACUUUAAUUUCACAUCUUUGACACCUGUUAUUGUCCUUCUGCUGUAACAUCAUUGUAUCUUAUGUCUGAAACCAUCUGUGCAAGGCAAAAUACAACUUGAGUGUUUACUGAAGUUAGUUAUUAGAAUAGUGAGUACCAUGAAACACAAUAAACAGAUUUCAGAUAAAUGGUUAUUUUGUUCUGAAAUGCUGUUAAAAAGUGGAAGGCACACCCUGAUGGUGUGCUUGGGGUACUACAUAGGGAAGAAUUUGACUUUUAAGAAUGCAGGGCCUCAAAGCCUUAAGAGCUCUUUAUCUGUGCUUAUCAGGAGGAUGUGUGUCAUCUUCUCCAGACUGUCUGUCGUUGUUCAUUUGUGGGCAUACUGUUAAGGGAACAAUAAAUAAUCUUGGUGUAAACUGAAACUGGAUCAAUAAGGUGACUUUAUAGUAACUUCUUCAAAGUGGGGAGUACAGUGCCACCGAGCACUGCUGCCUCUUUCCCAUGACUUGAGAGCUGUGGAUUGCUGGGAACAGUGUCUUCUUCAGCUGAGUCCAACCCUGAGAAGCUGUAAAUGAAACUUGAGAGUUGGAUAAUUCUUAAAAUGUAAGUCCAUAGAAUUUAAUAGGAAAUGGAUUUAAUUGCAAAUAGGAUUGUUAACUGGGUUUUAUACAGUGCCAUUUGUACACUUGAGAGAGAGGAGCUUAGGUGAGAAGUUGGAAUUAGUUCAGGCCGGCCUUAAUGUGUAACAUCAGUCAAAAGCAUGUAAAUUGUUUCUGUGUUCGUUAUUUGAAGUAGUAAAUGGCAUCACUACUGUUACCUUAAAAGACUAAAGCUGCUGGGGGUAAGGUAUUUCUAGAGAGUUUGUCAUUUUCAGUUCUAGCUAUGUCACUAGAAGUGUGCUCAAUGGGACUUUGCUGAGGUAGUGGGUUUUAAUUUUAAAAAAAACACCGCAAACAAGUAAAAAAAAAAAAAA
Sturnus vulgaris (Common starling) is the source of this 3134-nucleotide messenger RNA. It is a transcript of the gene ABHD10, whose product is annotated as abhydrolase domain containing 10, depalmitoylase. Gene Ontology annotation, molecular function: palmitoyl-(protein) hydrolase activity; hydrolase activity, hydrolyzing O-glycosyl compounds. The record is from RefSeq and is a predicted model, not a curated record. Lineage: Eukaryota; Metazoa; Chordata; Aves; Passeriformes; Sturnidae. Gene Ontology annotation, cellular component: mitochondrion. Gene Ontology annotation, biological process: protein depalmitoylation.